GAGAGACGGGGCGGAGCCUUAGGCCCGAGCCAAGAUGGCGGCUGCGAAAGCAACCCUCACGGACUCGCUCUCGUUUUGCCUCGCGCAGCUCACAGCGGCGGCCGGGGAGGGUCUUUAUGGGGGAAAGGACCCAGCUACCAACGAGACACCCCUAGGUCGUGCGCUCUUGGCUCUCCGCACGCGCCACAUCAAAGCAGCGGGGGGGAUCGAGCGCUUCCGGGCACGCGGCGGACUCCGCCCACUUCUCGCCCUGCUACGGCGAGCGGCUGCAGCGGACCCCGCCCCGUCCCCCGCAGGCCCCGGCUCCGCCCCUUUGUCUGUUGCGUCAGCUGCUUCUGCUGGUCCCUCUCCCUCCCCUAACCCCGCCUCUUCUGCUGUGUCGCCGUCUUCGCCUUCGCCGCCAAUGCGCCUGCGCAAAACGCUGGACUUGGCGCUCAGCAUCCUAGCCAACUGCUGUACGGAAGGGGCGUGCCGGGCUGAAGUGCGCAGACUCGGAGGCAUUCUCCCUUUAGUGACCAUUCUGCAGUGUGUGAAGACAGACAGCAUACAGAACCGAACGGCUCGUGCACUGGGGAACUUAGCCAUGGAACCUGAGAGCUGUGGGGAGAUCCACUCUGCUGGUGCUGUUCCCUUACUUGUGGAGAGCCUGACAGCCUGCCAGGACUCUCAGUGCCUGCAGAGUGUGGUGCGUGCCCUCCGCAACCUGGCAGACUCACCGCAGCACCGCCUGGCCCUGGCACAGCAGGGAGCUGUGCGCCCACUGGCUGAGCUCCUGGCUGCUGCCCCAGACCCUGCGCUGACCUCAGCCCUCGUGCGUGCCCUCCUAGAACUCAGCCGAGGCUGUACCCGGGCCUGUGCUGAGCAGCUAAGUCUGGGUGGGGGGCUGGGCCCACUCGUCAGCCUGGCUUCUCACCCGAAACGGAUGGUUCGUGAAACAACAAUCCUGAUCCUCGCCAACUUAUGUGCCCAAGGCCUGGUCCGGCCUGCACUGGGCAAUGCUGGUGGUGUGGAGGUAUUACUAGGUGAGCUCCGGCGACGCCGUGGCCCCAGUGGGGCUAGUCCAGCUUCCCAGCAGCCCCUAGUGCGGGCUGUGUGCCUCCUGUGCCGAGAGGCCAUCAACCGAGCCCGUCUGCGGGACGCUGGUGGCUUAGAGCUUCUGAUGGGCCUGCUGCGGGACCCUCGUGCCAGUGCUUGGCAUCCACGAGUUGUGGCUGCCCUUGUGGGCUUCCUUUAUGAUACUGGGGCCCUGGGCCGGCUGCAGGCCCUGGGACUUGUACCUCUCCUGGCUGGACAGCUGUGUGGCGAUGCCGGCGAAGAGGAAGAAGAGGGGAGAGAAGCUGCUUCCUGGGACUUCCCUGAGGAACGGACCCCUGAACGGGCAGAGGCUGGAAGCUUCCGAAGCCUCAGGUCAUGGCUGAUCUCUGAGGGCUACGCUGGAGAUGUCUCUCCAGACUGGUCUCCUGAGCACUGUCCACUGCCAGAGCCCACAGACCCCAUCAGUUCCACCCCUGGGAAGACCUCACUGCGGACCCCGGGCAUACCGCGCACACUGGGCCGAAGCCCUGCUGGCCCUUCUGCCCUUGAGGAGCCCUGGGGCCGGGAGGGGCCAGCGCUGCUGCUGCUCUCACGCUUCUCUCAGGCUCCUGACCCAAGCGGGGCCCUUGUGACCGGUCCUGCACUGUGUGGCCUGCUGGCCUAUGUGACCGGUGCACCAGGCCCACCAAACCCACGUGCACUCCGCAUCCUGGCGCGCCUCACCUGCAACCCUGCCUGCCUUGAGGCCUUCGUGCGCAGCUACGGUGCGGCACUGCUGCGUGCCUGGCUAGUGCUUGGUGUUGCACCGGAUGACUGGCCUGCACCCCGGACCCGGCCUGUGCGUCGAAACCAGCACCGAGAACUGGGUGAGAUGCUGCUGCAGAACCUGACUGUUCAGGCCGAGUCACCCUUUGGAGUUGGUGCCCUCACUCACUUACUGCUGUCUGGAAGCUCUGAGGAUCGUGUAGCCUGUGCACUGACCCUGCCCUUCAUUUGCCGGAAGCCCUCUCUCUGGCGUAGACUACUUCUGGACCAGGGUGGCCUCCGCCUCCUCCUCACAGCAUUAACUCGGCCAGCUCCACACCCACUCUUCCUCUUCUUUGCUGCAGACUCCCUUUUCUGCCUCCAAGGCCUGGUGUCUCCCACGAUGAGCCCCGCCUUUCCAGCUGCAGUCCCGGUGGAUGUAGAACCCCCCUCCCCUUGCCUCUAUGAACCUCUGCUGGGUCCAGCCCCCGUCCCAGCUCCUGACCUGUACUUUCUGCUGGACUCUGGGCUGCAGCUUCCUGCUCAGCGAGCAGUCUCAGCAACUGCCUCCCCUUUCUUCCGGGCCCUGCUAUCUGGCAGCUUUGCUGAAGCCCAUAUGGACCUGGUGCCACUUCGAGGCCUGUCACCCAGUGCGGCCUGGCCUAUCCUGCAUCACUUGCAUGGCUGCCGGGGCUGUGGGGCUGCACUGGGGCCCAUCCCCCUGGCAGGGCAGCCACUGCUAGGUUCAGAGGCUGAGGAGGCCCUGGAGGCUGCUGGACGUUUUUUGCUGCCUAGUCUUGAGGAAGAGCUGGAAGAAGCUGUAGGCCGCAUCCACCUGGGUCCUGAGGGUUCCCCAGAAUCAGUGGGUGAAGUAUUCCGCCUGGGCCGUCCCCGACUAACUGCCUACUGUGCACGCUGGACACUGGGGCCAGCGCGGUGCCCAAGGAAGCGGGCCCUGGCCCUCGCAGGGCUCGUGGAGGCAGCGGGUGAGGAGGCUGGGCCUCUUACUGAGGCAUUACUGUCCGUGGUGAUGGGGAUUGAGUCAGGGGGCAAGAGUCCCAGCCUAGAAAGUUGAUUGCCCUGGAGAAGACCCAAGGACCCAUUCAUUGGCUGUAAAGGACGCAUCUCUCAGAGUGGCACAAGACGAAGCUGAGCAGAAGGCUUCACCACCGAGGACUGAGGAGAGGAUGGAACUGGACCCCAGGAUGAUGGUCUAAAGCAAGACAUGAGGAACCAGGGCCAAGAUCUGGCUGUGGGGCCUGAGAGAAGAGGAACAGCCCAGGGCCCUAGAUACCUGGCUUGGGCCUGCCCUGUGGAGCUGAAAUUAAAGAUGUUGGAGUUUGAUCCCA
Cavia porcellus (domestic guinea pig) is the source of this 3128-nucleotide messenger RNA. RefSeq names its product armadillo repeat containing 5 (gene Armc5). Gene Ontology annotation, cellular component: cytosol. Lineage: Eukaryota; Metazoa; Chordata; Mammalia; Rodentia; Caviidae. The record is from RefSeq and is a predicted model, not a curated record. Gene Ontology annotation, biological process: anatomical structure morphogenesis. The transcript has 6 exons. Gene Ontology annotation, molecular function: protein binding. Bases 35 to 2854 code for a protein of 939 amino acids.